CAAGUCCACGUUGGGGGCGCACGCAUGCGCGUUGCCAACGGCACCCGGUUCGGUAUUUCCUCGGGUAGAGGCGCCGAUUGGACCCACGGCCAGGGCAUGAUGGUGGUGGGUACUGGCACCUCGCUGGCACUCUCCUCCCUCCUGUCUCUGCUGCUCUUCGCUGGGAUGCAGAUGUACAGCCGCCAGCUGGCCUCCACGGAGUGGCUCACCAUCCAGGGCGGCCUGCUGGGCUCCGGCCUUUUCGUCUUCUCUCUCACUGCCUUCAAUAAUCUGGAGAAUCUUGUUUUUGGCAAAGGAUUCCAAGCGAAGAUCUUUCCUGAGAUUCUCCUCUGCCUUCUCUUGGCUCUUUUUGCAUCCGGCCUCAUUCACCGAGUCUGUGUCACUACCUGCUUCAUCUUUUCCAUGGUUGGUCUGUACUACAUCAACAAGAUCUCCUCCACUCUGUACCAGGCUACAGCUCCAGUCCUCACACCAGCUAAGGUCACGGGCAAGGGCAAAAAGAGAAACUGACCCUGAAUGUCCAAUAAAGUGGAUUCUUUGUAA
This is a messenger RNA of Condylura cristata (star-nosed mole), 543 nucleotides long. RefSeq names its product keratinocyte associated protein 2 (gene KRTCAP2). The record is from RefSeq and is a predicted model, not a curated record. NCBI's taxonomy places the organism in Eukaryota, Metazoa, Chordata, Mammalia, Eulipotyphla, Talpidae.